This is a messenger RNA of Vanrija pseudolonga, 1071 nucleotides long. RefSeq lists its product as uncharacterized. The transcript is spliced from 10 exons. NCBI's taxonomy places the organism in Eukaryota, Fungi, Basidiomycota, Tremellomycetes, Trichosporonales, Trichosporonaceae. The coding region runs from base 1 to 1071 and encodes 356 amino acids. The record is from RefSeq and is a predicted model, not a curated record.
AUGCUCUUCCGCACGCUCCUCUUCGUCGCAAGCGUCGCCGGCGCGCUCGCGAGCCCGCUCGUAGAGCGUCUCAAUUACAUCGACUGCGACCCACUCAGUGGCCGCAACUCGAUUGACAACAGCACCGGAUGCAGCCCCGUCUUCAUAGCGGAGAUUACCAAGUGCAUCGAGUGUCUGCACCAGAUCCCCAACGUCGACCCGUCCCUCAUCAGCGACUUUGAGGUCCCCCUCCAGCACUGCGGGGUCGGCCCGGGCGCGGGGCACGGCGAGGGCGGGCAGAACUCUGCCCCGCCUGGCGUGGGCGACAGGGCCACAGCUACGACCCAGGUGGCGCUGCCGAUGGCCUCGAGUACCGGCGCGGCGGGCACCGGCACCGGCGCCGCUGCGUCUGGAGGGGCAGCUGCCACUCCUGCUGCUAGCUCCCAUGCUGCGGCCAGCGGGGGAAGCAGCGGUGCGGCCCCAGCAGCUGCCUCGACUUCAAAGCCGUCAGCGGGGUCAGCUAUCGGUGUCAGCGUGGCGUCGGUCCUCCUCGUCGUGGCUGCGGCCGCCGUCCUGGUGCCUCCUGUUGCUGACCGCUGCCUCUGCCCUGGCCACACUCGCGCCGCGGGCCACAUACGCAGCGAUGGCAUCUCCGCUCUAGGCUGCACAUCCGAGACCUCGUCCGCGGUAGACAAGUGCGUCAGUUGCCUCAAGUCGGUCCCAGGAAUCGACAGCUCCGUCCUCAGCGCCUACGAGCAGAUCCAGCAGCUAUGCGGGAGCUCCUCUGCCUCUGGAGCAGCUCCUUCCGGGACGAGCACCGAGACCCCCAGCACCUCGAUUUCCAGCGCCGACCCCGGUGUGUCUCCUCCCAGCACAACCGGUCCCCCAACCGGCACCAGCGCCGGUUCUGGCGGUGCUCAGACGAUCGCCACGGGUCCCAUAUUCGGUAUUACCCCCGGUCUGGGAGGCACGAGUGCCGGUACAGGCGCAACAGUGACCGUAACGGCGAAGUCGACUGGUGCACGGGCUCAAGUUACCAUGGCCGCUGUUGCCGUCGGCCUCAUUCUUUCCUUUGUAGUUGUGCCUAGAUAA